AUGUAUCGCUAUUUAUGUCCUGGUUCUGCGAUUGGAUUGAAAGCUGCUCGGUAUUCGACCCGACCUAUCAUGACAUAUUUGUUGAUCGGUAUUGAUAAAUUGCAUCAAGGAAAUCUACGAACGUCCAGUCUCGUUCCUCUGAUUGAGGUUGCCGAGCCCAAGUUCGCCUCAGAACCCACUCACCUGAGAGUUGUACACGAGACUCUGGAAGCUAAAGGAGUGCUCCAAUUGGCCUUGAGAUUUAACGAUACGAAAAGCAGAUAUUUGCAGAGACUUAUCACCAAUCUCAACAAAAGCCAUGAUCAUGGUCUUCCGAUAGCCCAUAGCGUCGAACGUGGCUGGUUUUGGGAUGUGCGGCCCUCCUCAUCGAAAUUCCAAAGCCAGGGGCACCAGGCUCGCUCGGAAACAAUGUCUCGAUUCGAUUGGCAUACUGACUGCAGCUAUGAAGAGAAUCCGCCACGAUACUUUGCUCUUCAAGUGAUUCAUCCCGAUCGUUGUGGGGGUGGUACCUUGUCGAUACUGAACAGUGAUCAACUACUUUCCUUACUAUCUCCUUUCGCACAAAAGUGGCUCUCCAGCAAAGUCUUCCAGAUCAAUGUCCCCCCGGAAUUUAUCAAAAAGGCAGGAGAACUGUUUAUCUCUGGCAACCUGCUCGCAGUGGCCCCCGAGGGACAAGGUGGUAGCCAAUUGCGGUUCCGGGAAGAUAUCACUAUACCAUUGACUCUUAACGCUGCUAAGGCGCUGGACGAACUUAAGGGCGUUCUUUAUGGGGAAGCAGCCAAGGAACGGACCAUUCAUCUAGAGCCCAAUAGCCUUCCUGAAGGCUCAAUAAUAUUGAUGGACAAUCGACGAUGGCUGCAUGCUCGGAAUGAAGUGAAAGACCCCAAUCGACAUCUUCGGCGGCAAGUCUGCCUUCCAGCUGCUGUAGACUUUUUACCCGUGGCACCGGAAGGGCCAGGGGCUGAUAUCAUAGAUGAAGCCCGCGAAAUUUAUGUUUCAAAGCUGAAAGUCUGCUCUUCCUCUUGGCCUGUUGGAUCGGUGGAUGCAUCCUGUCCCCAUCCCGUGUUGAUCACUCAACGGCACCACGAAGAGCUGUACGAGUUGCAUCGCGCCUUGAACCUGGCAAUUGAAGAUAUAGUUGAGCGAUGGUGGACGGAUGAGGAAGCCCAGUUUCCUCAGCGGAUGCCAUUGGAGAUUGGCGAGGAAAGUUUGUUGCGCUGGAUUCACUCGAAAACACACCUGUUCCGACCAUGGAACGAGAGACAGGGAUCUUGGAGACCGGACUUCUUAGUGGAGAUUGAUGAAACUGGCAUGGAGGCUUUUCGGCUCUGCGAAAUCAAUGCAAGAUUUUGCUGGAAUGGCUUUAUGCAUGGCGGUUUUGGCCAAAGCUCACUUUCGGAAUUCGAUCUUGAGUCUCGGGGUCUGAUGCAUGCCGCUGAUGGUGAAGCAAUUAUUGGGGCAUUAUUCAAUCUAUUCGACAACAAGCUACCCUUGCACCUGGUCAAAGGUGAGGAACACGGAAUUGAUAUCGCCAUGUUUAUUGAAUUGGCCGAGAAACGACUUGGUAUUAAACCUCGACUCAUUACUCCGGAUACACUUCGAGUUAUCGCGGAUUCUUCUAGCAAUACCGGAUUCAGACUGUACUGCCUCGCCCAAGAAGGUACAAUUGCCACUAUUACUACCGAGUCUGGCGAAUCUCUGGAAGAGGUCCAUCAGCUUGGCCUCGAACUUCACCAACGGGAGCUCAACGCUCUUGAUCCGGAGAUAAAACGCCAGAUCACCGUUCGAUGCUUUAAUGACAUGCGAACGAUCCUGCUCGCUCAUGACAAGAGAAUGCUCGGUCUUGUGCGGGAAGAACUUGAUACAUUGGUUUCUAGAAACAUCAUCACUUCCAAACAAGCUGAAAGACUUCAGCGAGGCAUAACACCUACCAUCCUCCCGGGAUCAAAAGCUCUAGAUCAGUUCAUCACCCUUUGCGGAGCAUCCGAGUCUCUCAAGAAUGACUACAUCCUAAAGCCAAUUAGAGGAGGAAAAGGAGCCGGUAUUGUUUUUGGCGAUGAAGUCACCUAUUCCACCUGGCUAGAAUUAUUGGAGCAGAUACGUAGUCCAAAAUUGGAAACGGGAAAGACUCUUUUCGUUGUGCAGCGCAAAAUUGAGCAGCCAAAAUAUGACGUGCUGUUGUCCGAGGGAAAAUUACAACGAUGUCAUAUGGUUGGGACCUACCAUGCUGUUAAUGGUGAGUAUCUGGGACUAGGGACUUGGCGAUGUAGUCCAGGGAGACUAUGCGCUGUGUCUGACGGCGCUACAUGGAUCUGCUCAGUCAAGCAGAAAAAUUAA
Messenger RNA from Penicillium manginii, 2337 nucleotides. RefSeq lists its product as uncharacterized. Lineage: Eukaryota; Fungi; Ascomycota; Eurotiomycetes; Eurotiales; Aspergillaceae. The coding region runs from base 1 to 2337 and encodes 778 amino acids. The record is from RefSeq and is a predicted model, not a curated record. The transcript has 5 exons. Gene Ontology annotation, molecular function: oxidoreductase activity.